GCAGACUCCGCGGCGGCGACGGCUUGGGCGGACGGUGCGCGGUGCGCAGGCGCAGAGCUAGUUCUCGCUGCAGUCCCCUUAGUCUCCGGGAGUCGCAUCCACAGAGUCUGUUCGCUGGCCAGUCAGUGCGCUCUCCCUUCUCCACCCUCUCGGGUUCCCCUAGCGCACUACGCGCCCGGAUGGCGGAGCUGCGGCCUAGCGGUGCCCCCGGCCCCACCGCGCCCCCAGCCCCCGGCCCUACUGCCCCUCCGGCGUUUGCCUCGCUCUUUCCCCCGGGACUGCACGCCAUCUACGGAGAGUGCCGCCGUCUUUACCCUGACCAGCCGAACCCGCUCCAGGUCACCGCUAUCGUCAAGUACUGGUUGGGAGGCCCAGACCCCUUGGACUAUGUUAGCAUGUACAGGAACAUGGGGAGCCCUUCUGCCAACAUCCCCGAGCACUGGCACUAUAUCAGCUUCGGCCUGAGUGAUCUCUAUGGUGACAGCAGAGUCCAUGAGUUUACAGGAACAGACGGACCUAGUGGUUUUGGCUUUGAGUUGACAUUUCGUCUGAAGAGAGAAACUGGGGAGUCUGCCCCACCAACGUGGCCUGCAGAGCUGAUGCAGGGCCUGGCCAGAUAUGUAUUCCAGUCAGAGAACACUUUCUGCAGUGGGGACCACGUGUCUUGGCACAGCCCUCUGGAUAACAGUGAGUCAAGAAUUCAGCACAUGCUUCUGACAGAGGACCCACAGAUGCAGCCUGUGCAGACACCCUUUGGGGUAGUUACCUUCCUCCAGAUUGUUGGUGUUUGCACUGAGGAGCUACACUCAGCCCAACAGUGGAACGGGCAGGGCAUCCUGGAGCUGCUGCGGACGGUGCCCGUUGCUGGCGGCCCCUGGCUGAUAACUGACAUGCGGAGGGGAGAGACCAUAUUUGAGAUCGAUCCACACCUGCAACAGGAGAGAGUUGACAAAGGCAUCGAGACAGACGGCUCCAACCUGAGUGGUGUCAGUGCCAAGUGUGCCUGGGACGACUUGAGCCGGCCUCCUGAGGAUGAUGAUGACAGCCGGAGCAUCUGCAUCGGCACACAGCCCCGGCGGCUCUCUGGCAAAGACACAGAGCAGAUCCGGGAGACCCUGAGGCGAGGACUCGAGAUCAACAGCAAACCCGUCCUUCCCCCGAUCAACCCUCAGCGGCAAAAUGGCCUCACCCACGACCGUGCCCCGAGCCGCAAAGACAGCCUGGAAAGUGACAGCUCCACGGCCAUUAUUCCCCAUGAGCUGAUCCGCACGAGGCAGCUUGAGAGUGUACAUCUGAAAUUCAACCAGGAGUCAGGAGCCCUCAUUCCUCUCUGUCUAAGGGGCAGGCUUCUGCAUGGACGGCACUUUACAUAUAAAAGUAUCACAGGUGACAUGGCCAUCACGUUUGUCUCCACGGGAGUGGAAGGUGCCUUUGCCACUGAGGAGCAUCCUUACGCAGCUCAUGGACCCUGGUUACAAAUUCUGUUGACUGAAGAGUUUGUAGAGAAAAUGUUGGAGGACUUAGAAGAUCUGACUUCUCCAGAGGAAUUCAAACUUCCCAAAGAGUACAGCUGGCCUGAAAAGAAGCUCAAAGUCUCCAUCCUCCCUGACGUGGUGUUCGACAGUCCACUGCACUAGCCUGAGCUGGGCCCUGCAGGGGCCAAGGGGAGACCAGCUGCUUCCCAGUGACUUCUGGUGUAACAACCGCAUAAAGGGACAUUCCCACAAAUAAAAGGACAAGUGUGAGGAUGACUGUGCAGCCGCCACACCCACAGCCCAAUGGGAUGCCGAGCAUGGGCCAUAGGCCCUACCUCACCUCCAGCUCAAGGGCCUCGUCCCCUAGCUGGCCAAGCCCAUGCGACCAGGCCCUUAUCCCACUGGGCCAGUGAGCGAGCACAUGCAAACUUUUCCCCACCUGCUGCCACCACAGGUUCUGGCUUAAGAUUUGACUCUGGACCCUUGAUAUGUCCCUGGGUAGAGCCACGCCUUAUCCUCACAUACCCCUGCCACGCAGCCUGAUGCAGAGCACACAUGAGGGUGCGCUGUCCAGCUCAAUCCCACAAGCCUUUGCUAGUCAGUCAGGCUGCUCCCACCAUGGAACAGUUACUCUGAUGGUGUUUCGUUUUCUUCUUAUUUUAUUUUGUAGAAACCGGAUGGUAUUUUAUCACUCAGCAAAGAUGUCCAGAAGCCAUGUAUAUAAUGUUUUUUAAACAGAACUUUAUUCCCAGAUGAUGGGGCUCUGCCUCCUCCUACACAUAUGCCAGAAGGUGCCCAGCGCUGCCUGCCAGUCCCAGGCCCUGGAGGAGCCGGCUCCACAUGGGCUUUUCUUCCCAGAUGGGCCAGAGGAGCCUGGGGCAAGGGAAGAAUGAGACACACUGUGUGCAGCCUUGAGCCUGGUUUAACUGGGGCCAGGGAGAAGGCAGGUGAGGCUGUUUACCAAGCGUGCUGAAACCUACAAGCUCCAAGGGACUUUUAGAGACUCAAGGAUUUAGUGGCCCCAGUUUCAUCUUCCAGUUUUUUCCUACAUAACCAGGCCUCCCAAGGAGAGGGUGAGGCCCACUGCCUUGAUGACCGUCCCUGCCUGGGUCUCCAGCUCUCUGGCCAUCCUGUCCCUUUCCUUGUCUCCUGGGCUUCCCAGCACCCAGGCUGCGAAUGCUGGCUUAUUAAGAUCUGAAAAACAAACCUCUCAACAUCUUUUACUUCAAUUUGGCUGAAACUGCUCUCUGCUGCCCUGCAUCCUCCCUCCAUUCAUUCUUUUCUCAUCUUUCAUCCUUGUCCUGUCUCUUUUCCUGCAUCUUGGCUGUUUCUAAUUCUUAGUCCUUCACUCCCAGUAAUGUAGAUCUCACAUUCUGCCUUCCAGACGCCAAACUGUCUCUGGCCCACAGUUUUGGGGUUCCUGUUGAGGUAUUUCCCUCUCCUCACCUAGAAUUAGCAAGCCCCUUUCCUAUCUCUCUUAUUCCUGGAAUAAGAAGGAUAGGGUAGAAUAAGAUCUCUCCAAAGCAAAGUCUUUUUAUCUGUCAGGGACUAUACACAGCUCCUUCCUCUCCCCAUCUGCCUCUACAACCUGCUCACACAGCACCAUCAGGGGUGUUCUGGGAGCCCAUGAGGCGCAGGAUCCUUCUGAUGAGAGAUCUAGUCAAAGAUCCACUGCCUUCAAGGAACUUGAGAGCACUGACAAGGAACAGGCUCUCCAGAGAACAGGAGUUGGACCUCCAAGUGGCCACUAGGCCUGGCCCCUUCUGCACAUCCCAGGGCUACCCUCAGUGCUGCAAGGCAGUUCUGCCUGGAGCAUUUGAGAGAGACUAGUUGCAGACCCCCACCAGCCAACAUACAAGCCCCUCUGGAUCUGAUACUGUACCAAUGGACAUGCUGCCCUGAGAAUGUUAUCUAUCAUAUGGGUCUUCACCCACCACAUUGCCCUGCCUUUGAAGCUCAUCUUCUCACUUUCCAUGGACAGAGAGGUGCCAUCAGUUUGCCUUUAUUCCUUGCCAUCCUGGCCCUGGUCUCCCCAGAUUCUCCCUUCCUGGGGACUUGCCAGAGGGCUCCGUGCUGCAUCUUGCCCUGCCUCCAUCUGCCUGGUUUGCCUGGUGUGUAUUCUGAGGUAAGCUUUGUCAUUAGUAUGUCAAACAUCUGGUCAACAACUCCCCAGGCCUGCAGGGACUUCUCAGGCUUAUGGGUGGCACCACCUGCUUGAUGGCGUGGUUCUUGGGGAACUGGGACAACAGGAGGAGCAGGUAAGCUCUAAGGUGAUUAACCCAACAAGCCUGGGGCCCCUUCCUGUCCCCCACCUUGUCAGAAACCUCAUGAACAUCCUAGAUCCUGCUUGGACCAGGCUCCCAUGAUUUACCCAUAGUGCAGUGGCUCCAGGAGGGGUGGCAGGGCCUCAGCCAUCUCUAACCAGGCUGCCUUGCCCUUGAACUCUGGUUUCUUCGAGAAGUUUCUCAGAAAAGGGACUUUCCAUUAGGCUGCUGAAUGAUGAGAGGAGACUGACUGAGGAUCAAGUGAAGCUGGCCUUGUAACAGGUCCAGCACUGCUUCUGCCACAUGGUGGGUGCUCAGUAAACGGACCCCUUUCCCUCCCUGUAGCUCCAUAAGAGCCCUCACCUUCUUACAGGGGGAGGUAACGGAUGUUUCCUUCCUCAAGGUUUGCCCGGUCCUACCCCACUGCUCCAGGCCCUAAUGCUAGAGCUUCUGAGCAGGGGUUCCCCCUUUGCUGUGGGCCUGUUAUCUAAAGCAGACUUCUGUAACUGCCCAGAUCCAGUGUGGGCUUAAGAGGCUGUGAUAUUAGCUGCUACUCUGAGGGGUAGGGAGAUUUCUGCAGGAUCUUGAGCCUGGCAGAGAAGCUGGUGCCUCUUUUUCUUCCAAAAGGCAAGGCUCUGGGACAGGGACUGGGGAGGCCAUGGGAAGAAUCUAAAAGGGCUAGAACAUUCUAAAAACCAGACUCCAGGUCUUGGGACUAGGUUUUGAGAUUGAGUUGAGAGCAGGGAGGAAACCUGAAGGUUGGUGCUCCUAUGUGGCAGACAGAAUUCCCUGACCUGUAUUUUUUUAAUUCCCUCUCUGGUUUCCAAGACCAAGUACCAGGUGAGCUGCCUGGGUCUCUGUUACAAGUCAGGAGCCCUUUUGUACAAGUACCUGAAAGAUGCAAUGAGCAGACUUUUGUAAAGUUUUGUAUUAGUUUUUAAUGUCAGUGAGGACUUGGUUCCUGGGGCUGCAGCCAGCUCGGGAUUUUUGUAAGAAUUUUUGAGUGACUCACUUAGAUGUCGUUUCUUUUUGCCCCUUCUUCCUCUGUGUAAUCUAAGUGCAUUAAACGUAUUUGCAGAAGUGCCUGGAUUGUGUGCUCCUUUCUAGUUUCCUGGAGAAAGAGAACAGGAAGACUACAACCCUGGAAGCCACUUAGAAGCAGGAUGGGGAGGCCUUGAAGAGUGUUGCUGGGAGUACAGCGUGCCAGUGUAUAGGG
This is a messenger RNA of Castor canadensis (American beaver), 4955 nucleotides long. RefSeq names its product SUFU negative regulator of hedgehog signaling (gene Sufu). Lineage: Eukaryota; Metazoa; Chordata; Mammalia; Rodentia; Castoridae. Gene Ontology annotation, cellular component: nucleus; cytoplasm. The record is from RefSeq and is a predicted model, not a curated record. Gene Ontology annotation, molecular function: transcription factor binding.